Molecule: messenger RNA, 1407 nt
Organism: Rhinocladiella mackenziei CBS 650.93
Lineage: Eukaryota; Fungi; Ascomycota; Eurotiomycetes; Chaetothyriales; Herpotrichiellaceae
Exons: 1
Coding region: 1-1407 (468 amino acids)
Source: RefSeq, a predicted model, not a curated record
AUGACAAGGCUGUGGCAGUUUCGAAUGGUCCUCUUUUUGACCGUCUCUGGGGCACUAUGUCAGGCGUACAAUGACACUUCCGACACAACGAAUACAAGAUCUUGUAGCAACGCAGCCGCCACACAAGAAUUCACUCCGUCAGUCAGGGUAAGACGAUGGGUACAUCAAUCUACCUUCCGAGGAACAUUCGACAUUCUUUGGACAAGCCUAGUCACCAUCUUCAUCAGCACGUACAGCAUGCUGUGUCUGAACGUUCCAGCGCCGACAGACAGCUAUACGAAGAGAUUUCGUCGCCGCCUCUUGUGGAUGGUCCUUGGGGUUCUAGGUCCAGAGUUCCCUCUCACAUACGCUGCGGGCCAAUGGAGUCGAGCUAAACACUCGGUCGAAGCUUUCCGCGCCUCUGGCUACGAAAGCUGGCAUAUGCGCCAGGCCUUCUUUGCUGACAUGGGUGGUUUCAUCCUUCAUAUCCGAGAUAGCAAACCAUUCCCACUGAACGCGACGCAAUUGCAUUGGCUCGUCAGGAACCAAUUCGUCGAUUACCCCGCUAUCACUCACAAAGAGGUUUGGGACAAGUCCAAGCAAGACACCUUCACCAAAGUCAUUACUGCCUUUCAAAUCGGCUACUUGAUACUCCAGUGUAUCGCUCGUGCUAUCCAAGGUCUAACGAUCACAACACUAGAAUUAAAUGCGCUGGCGAUUGUCGUUUGCUCUCUCAUGACCUCCUUUGUCUGGCUCCACAAGCCUGCAGAUGUUUCAACGGCCGUUCCCAUCUACUCUUCCCACUCCCUUGCCGAAAUUACCCUCAACAGGCCCUGGCGCCUCACGCCUCUCGAUUUCAUCGAUGAAAAUGGACCUGGAUACUCAGUCAACGUGCAGCCCUUUAUGAAGAUGCCAGUGAUACCUCCCGAACGACCUAUUCAACGGAUCCCGAAUGAUAGAUUUCCGAUGAACCCAUAUGGCACACAAGAGUACUUUUUGUGCUUUGCCACGUUGCUUUUCACAGCGAUCCACGUGGCGGGCUGGAGCUUCGACUUUCCCAGCCGCAUCGAGCGCCUUCUCUGGCGCAUUUGCUCGCUGCUGCUCUUUGGCAUAACAGUCGCCUUCUGGAUCUUCGAGACAACGGCAUCUUGGGCGCGUCUAGGGCGAUGGAAAACAAUAUACCUGUACCUUUUCAACCGGAAAGCAUUAGCGGCGCACAAGAGGCGCGUUGCCCAACGGAAAGCGACGUUGAAAAGAGAAGCUACACAAUUGCCCCUGCCUUGGGAGUUCGCGACAAUUGCUCCCCUAGCCAUCAUUUAUGGUGUCGCCAGGUUAUAUUUGAUUGGAGAAGCCUUUGCGGAGCUGAGGAAUAUGAAAGGGACUGCAUAUGUCAAUGUAGAUUGGACGUACUUCAUCCCGCAUAUCUGA